Betta splendens (Siamese fighting fish) is the source of this 3187-nucleotide messenger RNA. It is a transcript of the gene socs3b, whose product is annotated as suppressor of cytokine signaling 3b. Gene Ontology annotation, cellular component: phosphatidylinositol 3-kinase complex. The transcript has 3 exons. Lineage: Eukaryota; Metazoa; Chordata; Actinopteri; Anabantiformes; Osphronemidae. Gene Ontology annotation, biological process: phosphatidylinositol phosphate biosynthetic process; intracellular signal transduction. Gene Ontology annotation, molecular function: 1-phosphatidylinositol-3-kinase regulator activity. The record is from RefSeq and is a predicted model, not a curated record. Bases 1198 to 1839 code for a protein of 213 amino acids.
AUUGUGAUGUCAUCGACAAAAAUAUGCUAAAAGCGAAGAGCGGGCAAAAACCUCCAGUGAUGAAACAACGUCUGCCAGCAGAAUGCGGUGAACACACACUUGGUUAAACAAUAAAUAGUAAAUUCCACCAUCAAUAGUAAAAUAUGCUUUGUGCACACAGAGCAACUUACUGUAAAUACGACCUGCUGAGUCCAACCUUCAGGGACUCGUGAUCGGACCUGGCACUCGGACAAACUUCAUUAUUUACAUAAGGAAUCAGCCGUAAAAUACUGCACAAAAUGCUGAAAUACCCCAUUACAUUCUCGAUUCGUGGUCAAGUACUACACAAGUACUACACUCGUCCUUCUUUCCUACUCUGUCACCGAUGAAACGUUGUUAUUAAUGAGUAUUUGGAGUGUUACACGUUCAUACACAGCAUCUAUACACGCAGACGCACAGGGGACCAGCAUUAAAGCUGGAAGCAGCGCCGCGGCUCGUGCGCGUGACCUGGACUUCCACCUAUAGGAGCUGUAAAAGCUCAUCUUUAACAUUUUAUUAUUUCACGCUGCGCCGCGUGUAGAGCUGCUAAGUUUCCCCCACUACCAGGAAACCGCUCGACAAAGGUCACGCUGAUUAUUUAUUGGCAAUCUGCCAGGAGGCUGCGCGAGCACGUGCGUCUGUUCCUUUGUUGUGCGUGUGCGCGCACGCGCGCCACCGUGCGUGUGUUUUACUGGAAGGACGGGGGGUGGAGCUUUACGGCUUCACUCUCUGGAAACAACCUCCAGUAACCUCCGCACACCGACAGGGUCUGUGCGCGGAGCCGCCGCCGCAUUCCUCCGCUCAGGAGCGACACGCGCGUCUUCUGGAGACUCUCUCGUAUUUUAAUGCCUGACAUAAUAAUUAAUGUAGCGCUACUCUCGGGUAGUUUGCACGUCUUCUUCCCCGGUGACGAGCGGCUGCGGUUCGGGGCUCAAUAUAUCCGCAAGCUGUGUGUAGGUGCUCUCUCCCAGCCCCUCUCUGGAUGCAUCAGACCCCUCUGUCCCGGGGCCCUGGACCCGGUGUGUGACCCAGCCACAUCCGGCCCAUUCCCCCUCCGGUUCCGCCGCCUCGGCCCCCGGCUCCCGUGCGCCGGUGCCGCUCGGUUCUCCCGCUCCGGGCCCCCCGCCUCCCAGCCGGCGGGCCGAGGCGGGGGGCCAUGGAGCCGCGGUGACACCCGCCAUGAGCAGCGUUCACCCAGCGGAGGGCGACGCGGGGUCCGGAUUCCCCCCGCACCACUACAAGCCCUUCCGCUCCCACGCUCACUACCAGCAGGUGAUGCACGCCUUGCGUAAGCUCCAGGAGAGCGGCUUCUACUGGGGGGCGGUCGGGGGCCGGGAGGCCAGCUCCCUGCUGCGCUCGGAGCCGCCGGGGACCUUCCUGAUCCGAGACUCGUCGGACCACCACCAUUUCUUCACCCUGUCCGUGCAGACGGCGCGAGGAACCAAGAACCUGCGCAUCCACAGCGAGGGAGGAGGCUUCUACCUGCAGCCGGACGCCCAGAACACCCAGGAGCUGCCGCAGUUCGACUGCGUGCUCAAACUCAUAGCGCACUACAUGGGAAAGGGGCCGGAGGCCGGGAGGCGCCGGGGGGGCGCGUGCGCAGCCGAGGAGGCGCUGGAGGCGCGCAGCGUGUACCUGAUCCACACCGGCGGCGAGAGGAUCCCCCUGGAGCUGAGGCGGCCGCUCCUCACGUCGCUCUCGUCCCUGCAGCACAUGUGCAGGAGGACGCUGAACGACCGCGGCCUCGCCGGCCCGGAGGGGGCGGAGCAGCUCCCGCACACGCUCAGAGACUUCCUGGAGGAGUACGACGCGCCCAUAUGAGCCGCGCAUACGUGUGCCGGCGGAACCGCGGACUGGUCUGAGAUCAGGCCCGGUCGAGGAUGUGUUCACCGCAGGCGGAACGGGGUCCGGGCUGAGGAGCCGGUUCUGGUUCCCCCUCCUCCACCCUGCCUCACAGCAAACGAGCAGUAGUGCAAGUGGCAGAUGAAGCCAGAGGUCAAAGGUCAGUGUCACCUAAACCUGGCUGAGACACAGAGCGGAGCCUCGCAGAGGAUUAACGGUCCAUAUGAACAGAGGCACAACGACGAGACGGGUCGGGACCAGUGACCCGGUGACGACGGAACCUUCUCCCAUCGGGGGCGUUCAGCACGCUUUGCAUCAUGGGACAGGAGCGCUGUGUGUGUGUCCUGCAGCCACACAAACACACACACACACAACAAGAACAAAGAUCAGCAUCACCGAGCAUCUUCUCACCCCCUGUUUGUUUUCAUCGUCCCGCUCCAUUACGCGGCGCCGCCCGCGGCCUCUGUGACCUUCACUGACAGAAAGCAGAAUUCUGUGGCCGAGACAAAAGCUCGUUACUGAGACAAAAGCCUUGGAGCGGACCCAAACUAAACAUCACAACCUAUUCUGGUCCAGACUGGCUGGAAGUUUGUCAGCGACACUGUAAAGCGUCGGGGGACGACGGCGAUGGUCGCCGUGGAAACGGGGGAGGGUGAGAAAAGAAACUGGAAGACGGCUCGGAAAUAGGAUUAGGAAAAGGAAAUUGAAGAGGAGAAAAGAUCUGGGCAGGGGGCGAGGAGGGGGGGGGGGGGGGAGUCUUUACUGGUAUACAGCUAAACAAAAACAUUGACGUGAGUGAUGUCCCAGACUUAGAGGAAAUGAAGCAGCUCCACAGGCGCGGUUCCUGUAAACGUCGGCCCAGGUUUGUUCUGAGCCGCUGAGCGCCGACCUCGUCUCAUCUCCUUCUUCCUGCUGCGUCUCCUGCCUGGAGCUCCUGGAGGAGCGGCCGCACGGAGCCCGGAGGGGAGCGGGAGCGAACGAGGAGCACGCGCCCCCCCACGGUGCCCCCCACGGUGCCCCCCACGGUGCCCCCACGCUUUUGAUGCAGGACGCGGGUUUGGGCCGAGUCGGGGUCGGAGCUCCGUCCUGGUCAAAGCCACGUCUGUGACGUGUGUCGCAGCAGCGCACACGCGUGUACGUGACUCAUUGUGUCUUUUAUAAAGACUCCCUCCCAGAAGCCUGGCCACUAGUCUGGCACAAUACAAGCUGUAAUAUCUGAAAUGACGAAACAUUACAAAAAUAAACACAAAGGAACAUUGCACAUAUUUAUAUUUCUAAACUAUUUCAGUAAUUUAUAUUAAAGAGCACUAUUUUUACAAAAGUCAAA